AUGCAUUACGUCUCAUGGACACUUGUCUGGCUUGUAACAUGGCUCGGGUUUGUAUGUGGUGACCUUGGUUCGCUCGAAUUUGAGGUCAGGGCUGCUUGGAAAAAUACGCCGUUUCUGGCAAACUUGAUCGAAUCUGUAGCUGCCUACAAUGAAACUUGGUACGAGUCUGCGGUGGCAGCUUACGCAGGAUUCGGCGACGACGACGACGUGCAAGAUUCAUCAGAAGUAUCAGACGAGGCGAUAUAUCAAAGAAUAAUGGCACAAUUGCCGGCGGAACUGAAAGAUUUCAUCAACUUUGAUUCAGUUUAUAAAAUACAUUCUCCUCGAAUUGCCACCCAUUAUCACCAGUUUGAAGAAGAAUACGGUGGAAACAACUUAAGCAAGCUUGAAAAAGCCUGUUCUACAGACUCAUUUGGCGCAAAAGUGCCGUUUAUCAACGGCCAUCCUCACUCAUUUCUUGUGUUCAACGAUAAAAUUUACUGCUCACCAGAUGAUAUCUACGCCUUACAAACCCAAGACGCCUCCGACUACACACCACUCGAAAUUGACCGUGUGAUCGGAUCACAUACAAAGGCUCCAGUUGUGGUGCUAUAUGGUGUUCCUGGCUCUCCAUCUACCCUCGCAUUCUUGCGACACUUGAUGGCGGAUUCGCAAGCUGGAAAACUUAGGUUCGUGUGGAGAUACUUACCUGCUACAAACAUAGGCGAUUUCAUGGUUGGGUACGGCGUUCAACUUGAGCUUUCCAACCGUACGCUUCCAAAGCAUAAUGUUGAUGAAUUGUGCAUGUCAGUCUUAGCUGAAAAAUCGGCCAACGAACUGUACUACCACUUGAGAGACAUACUACGUUCGCCGUUCUCAAAGCUUAACACAGCUGCUGAAAAAUUGAGACAAGCAUUUUACGACGCCAAAGAUAAAAAUGCCCGUUUGGGACUCACUAAGGCGUCAAAUGGUAUCUAUAUCAACGGAGCCAUUAUCCCCAAAGCUGAGCUUUCUGUUUAUUCGCUUGUAGCAAAGAUUAAGUCGGAACUAAGCAGAAUGAAAAACUUAAAAAGUCUUGGUUUUACUACUACUCAAGCUCGAGCGUUACUUGAAAAGUUUGCCUUACUCUCGGCAGUCAAAGAUGCCCAAUACCGCAAAGGAAAUACCAUCAUGGGUGGAAAUGACAAUCGCUUCCGCGUUUAUCAGGAUGACGGAGUAAUCUUCUUCAAUGAUAUUGAAUCAGAUAAGAAUUAUGUGGAGUAUACCACCGAUGCCCAUGUGGCAUACUUGGAGCAAUCAAAGAGCCUCAGAGUUGGUCAAAUUCCUGCUUUGAGGCAGAAUGUACACGAUUUGAUAUUCGCCGUUAAUCCUAGUGAUAGAAGACAACUUGAAGUGUUCUUUACGCUCGCAAAACUAAUCUUAGACCGAGGUAUACCCCAGCAAAUCGGACUCUUACCUCUUAUCACAAGCAAGACUGACGAAGCUGUUGCAAGAGCAGUUCAUUUCUUGUUCAAAAAAGGUUCCCCACAAGAGGCUCUUGGCUUCCUUUACAAAUGCCUUCAAGCUGAAAAGGGCAAUGAAGAAAUUGCUGAACUCGCUGGUACUAUACCUGUGCCUCCCGAGUACCGUGCUCCUCUUUUCACUGAGUCUACUUUUCGUUAUUCAAUUGAGAAACCUUCUGUGGUCGUUAAUGGUGUCAUAUACGAAUUGCAAUCCCCAGGGUGGCAGACUGCGAUGGUAAACCAGCUUUCGCAGGAUGUGAUGGUUCUUAAACGUCAUUUGGAAACUAACAGUCAGACCAACAUGAAGCAGAUUUUGUACGAAAAUGCUUCUAAAUUCAGAAACUUGCGCAUAUCUCCACAAGAUCCAUCCAGUAUCAUCUAUAAGGAAAUCACCGCCGAUCUUGUGCUGCAUGCAACAACGCUCAAGAUGAAGGCUGAAUCUUCAACCGAACUUCCAGGCACGAUUUGGCUCAUUGGUGACUAUACAACUUCACGGGUUUUGGAACAAUUGCAUGUUCUCCUGAAAUUCAUCAAACGUGAAAAGCGGUUUCAGAUAAACAUGAUUCAUACUGGGACAAACGAAGAUUUUCUAGAAGAAAUGCUUUCAGGAACAAAGGAUACUCAAAAUCUUGAUACAAAGGGCCACAAAAUUCUUCUUGAAAAUAUCAUGAAAUUGAUACCAACUGCGUCGUCUCACAGUACCGUCUGUAGUACCGCACAGCAUUUAUUGGAGAGAAAUAACCUUCCGCUGGCAUACCCCUACAUUUUGUUCAACUCGAGGUUCUUUCGGCUUGAUACAAAAUUUGAUUUGAAAGAAAUCUCUCUUCUUGCUUCAUACGACUCCAAACAGAGAAUGAGCAUCUUGAAAGACCUAGUCGGUGCCUACAAAGACAUUUUUGACAUGAAGUCUUUGAUGGAGUUUGCUCCCAACGAACAUAAAGAAGACUGGUUCGACUUACUUUCCUCCCUCGUCACCACUCUGUAUUAUAACUCGGAGUACAUUACUUCUGGUGACGUUAACAGGUUUGACUUUUCAGGAUUAGCGUAUGACAAUUCUGUUGUUCUUCAGAACGAUGAAGAUGAGGUAGAAAUAGUUGUCAUUGUUGAUCCUAUGGAUUCCUAUUCACGAAAAUUGAUAGAAACGGUUCAUGCUGUGAAGGAAUUCAAAUCGGUUAGUAUCAAGAUUCUCAUGCAUACAACAGAGGAAGACACUGAAACGACAGAUUGUGUCUACUCCUCCAUCAUUCCUAGUGCAAGUCCACAAUUCAGUCAAACGGGGUUGUACAUUAGUGAGAACUCAAUUCAUAUAAGAGGACCGAAGAAUGUGAGCACAAGUUUUACUAUUGAUGCGCCAUAUUCAUGGCAUGUAGUUCCACAGUUGAGCUCCAAAGAUCUUGACAUACAAAAGUUCAAUCUUUCUGAAGAGAAAUGGGCCAUAUAUGAGCUCAAAAGCUUAGUUACUGACGGUUAUGCUAAGGAUAUACUUACCGGUUUCAGCCCUUCUGGCGCAGUUUUGCAAAUGGAGCAGACAAAUUUCAAGCAAGAUACAGCAGUGUUCGGUAUUCUUGGUUACUUUCAGUUUCGAACACCUCCAGGUAUAUUUCACCUUAAGACAAAGUGCUUAGCGGAUGCUGAAAACUGCUACGAUUUACUUUCGGCUGGAAAUGCUUUCAAUGCUAGUCGCGAGAUUGUCAAUCUGGUAAAAAUACCGGUCUUCUCAUUGAACGGGCUUCAAAUUACACCACGAUUGCAGAUCAGUGAAAAGAAGCAAGAGAAAACACAAGGGUCUAAAUUGAACUUUUGGAGCAGUAAAGGUGUCGAAAACACAGGAGAGGAUAUUAACAUUUUCACAAUUGCAAGCGGUGAGCUAUACGAGCAUCUCUUAUCCAUCAUGCUUGCAUCUGCUACGUCUCAUACAAAGAGACUGGUGAAAUUAUGGCUCUUGGAGGGUUUUCUCUCACCAAAAUUUAGGCUGAAUCUUCCAGCUCUAGCAUCUAAAUAUGGAUUCAGUUAUGAGUUCAUCUCCUACAAAUGGCCCAUCUGGUUACGUAGCCAACAACCGGUGCUGCGGACAGUUUGGGGUUACAAGAUCUUAUUUCUUGAUGCGUUAUUCCCACAAGAUUUGAAAAGAGUUAUCUUCAUUGAUGCUGACCAGGUUCUUCGAGCCGACUUGAUGGAGCUUAUGGAAACCGAUUUGCAAGGUGCACCUUAUGGAUUUGUGCCAAUGUGUGAAUCCAAAGAAGAGAUGAAAGGAUAUCAAUUUUGGAAGCAGGGUUAUUGGGCGCAAAUGCUUCAAGAUGACCUUAAAUACCAUAUAAGUGCCUUAUUUGUUGUGGAUCUUGUGGAAUUCAGGAAAAGGCGUGUUGGAGAUAGACUCAGAGCUCAUUAUCAAAAGCUUUCAUCAGAUCCCAAGUCGCUUCUGAAUCUUGACCAGGACUUGCCGAACAAUCUUCAAAGAAUCGUGCCUAUCCAUAGUCUUCCUCCAGAGUGGCUAUGGUGUGAUACCUGGUGUGCGAAAGAAGAACUUGGACGUGCCAAGGCCAUUGACUUGUGCAACGAUCCAACUUCUACUGAAGAUAAAAUUGUGCGAGCUAAAAGAGUGACUUCUGAAUGGGACGACUACAAUGAAGAAAUCUCUCGCCUUUUAAGCGAAAGUAGCAUGGAAUAUUGCCAAAAGCCAGGAGACUUGAAGGACCUGCAAUUGACCUUGAAAGACGACGGCUCGGUCGAGGCAGAUGACUCUGACUACUUCCAUGAUGAGCUAUGA
This is a messenger RNA of Meyerozyma guilliermondii ATCC 6260, 4248 nucleotides long. RefSeq names its product Kre5p (gene KRE5). Gene Ontology annotation, molecular function: UDP-glucose:glycoprotein glucosyltransferase activity. NCBI's taxonomy places the organism in Eukaryota, Fungi, Ascomycota, Pichiomycetes, Serinales, Debaryomycetaceae. The transcript has a single exon. Gene Ontology annotation, cellular component: endoplasmic reticulum. The coding region runs from base 1 to 4248 and encodes 1415 amino acids. The record is from RefSeq and is a predicted model, not a curated record.